Saprolegnia parasitica CBS 223.65 is the source of this 886-nucleotide messenger RNA. RefSeq lists its product as hypothetical. The transcript has a single exon. NCBI's taxonomy places the organism in Eukaryota, Oomycota, Saprolegniomycetes, Saprolegniales, Saprolegniaceae. The record is from RefSeq and is a predicted model, not a curated record. Bases 1 to 840 code for a protein of 279 amino acids.
AUGAGUGACGACGCGUUUACGCUCACGUUCUCGAGCCUCAGCUUUCGCCCGCAGUACCAGCGCAACAACAAGAAGGGCGGCCUCAAGAACCUCCGCUGCUUCCCCAACUGCUGCUCGGGCAUCCACGCGGCGACCGGCUUCUGCGGCGGGUCGGUGCUCGUCGGCGCGUCGGCUGCCCACGUGAGCCACCGGGGUACGAUCGCGGUCUUUGCCGAGUUUUGCCCGUUUGUCAACGGCAAGCCGCAGGGCAACGCGAGGCUCCACGACGUCUUUACCGCCGAGAAGAUUGCCGCCUUGUCGAACAAGGAUAGCGACGUGCACGCGCCGUGGUAUACCGGCGACGUCCUCCAAGGCUCGCACGAUGUCGGGUACAUCUACAGCAUCAACACGUUCAAGCGCGGGUGGCACUACGGCUGGACGAGCAACCGGCACACGGCCAACACACAGCACGUGCUCUGCGUCUACGCCUUCGAGCUCAACCCAGCGACUGGUCGCUGGCACUGCAUUUGCGUCGCGCCGAGCCCGACCUUUAUGCUCUACUGCCGCCGCCGCGCCAAGAUGCGCAAAGAUCUUACGGCGCCCAACGGCAUCGACAUCCUCGACGAGAACGACAUGGAGAUGGAGGACGACGACGACGAGAACGACUCGGGCAGCAGCACGCCGAGCCUCAAGAAGCGUACUCGCGACGCCGACUUGGAGCCGGUUCCGCUUCUGCCGUACCCCACCAUGCUGCCGAACGCGAUGAGCGACGGACCAGAGUUUCUGCUGCCGCCCGACUCGGUCGUCGAGAUUCCAGAGCUCGCGGCGUUCUUGAAGCAUAAGCUCGCGCGGUUCCAGUAGCCCAUGGCGACUCAUUUCUUAUUUACUAACUGUUGCAGCUCCCUUG